Molecule: messenger RNA, 530 nt
Organism: Diorhabda sublineata
Lineage: Eukaryota; Metazoa; Arthropoda; Insecta; Coleoptera; Chrysomelidae
Exons: 4
Coding region: 48-524 (158 amino acids)
Source: RefSeq, a predicted model, not a curated record
UAUGCAGUUGCUAACAACAAUAUAAAACUGCACCUCCGCAGUAAACUAUGUUUAAGUUAUUUCUAGUUUUUUAUUCACUAUAUAACCCUCUUAAUUUUGUUCAUUCCAUUGACUGUUUCAAAUGCAUAUCAAUAAAUAACGAUUUCAUACCAUGUGAGGACCCUUUUCACCACAAUUUUACUAAUGAUAUUUAUCAAUCACCUUGUAUGGGAGGUAAAAAAGGAAGGAACGGCCUAUUUCCUGCCACAUCCUGUAUAAAAAUUGCUGGAGUGUUCGAUGAUACUGAAGACACUAUUGUAAUUAGAGGGUGUGCUUUAGAUAGUGGUACAUUGACAACAGAUACUGAAAUUGUUAGAAUGUCUCAUUGUGGUAGCUUUUAUUACGAGAAUAGGUAUGUACGUGGAUGUGUUCAAAGUUGUGAUGAUGUUGAUGGGUGCAACAAUUCAAUUAAAGACAAAUGUAAUUCCAUCCAAAGUUUUCUAUUCAUGUUUUCCAUGCUGAAAGUACUGCCCAAUUUAUUUUAAAGGAAA